AUGAGCGCGUCAAGCAACCCGUCAGGCCCGUCGCCCUAUGCUUUCGAUGCCGCCCGCAGACGCUCGCUGAACGGUACGCCCCUCCCACGCGGACCUGCUGGUGUCCCUGCGUCCGCGCACCAAGCCCAAGCUUCGUCUCAUGCUGAACCUGACCCAGCUUCCUCCCACGACCCGGCCCUGCCGCCAUCCUAUCCACGACCGCACAUGCCCCCGCCCUCCUCGCCUCCACAGCAGCAGAUGCACCCUUCGCAAUCCCAACGCCCUCCGUUCGCGUCCACCUUCGCCGCCAGCAGAGACAUCCCUGCACUCGGCCCUGUGCAUCGGCCAGGAAGCAGCAUGUCCAUCUCGUCCCUCAUCGGUGGAGGCGAUGCAGCUGCUGCCGCCGCCCAGGCCUCGCAACCACUGACAUCGCCUCCCACGCAUGCGCCGCAGCCCAACAACCACAGCAUGCAGCCACCCUCGCCCCGACGCGCCUUUCCCUCGGCACCGCGCGCAGACUUUGCUCCUUUCCGUCGACAGCCAUCGCCCGACAGGCCCAUGCAUGGCAACAACACCUCAAGAGCCUCUGAAGGCCACACCUCCUCCGUUAGCUCCCCACCUACACGGCCCUACAGCAACCAUGGCUCACCCAAUCUCAGCCGACAGUCGCUACCACCUUCACACCAAACCUACAAGCCCUUGGGCUUCCCUUCCCAACGCCUUUUUGGGCCUUCGCCAAACGACGCGCUCGCCCGAGACACUCGUCAGCUCCCCGGCAGUGUUCCUCCGCGCCCCAACAGCCAGCCCAACGGUCCUGCAGGUCCUGCAGAUCGAGACGGGGCGUCGCUAUACGAUGUAAUGGGAGCGCGACGUGGUGCUUAUGGGCCACACGAGGAGCGGCGAAGAACGCUCGGGGAGCAGUCGAGACCGGACGCAGCAGAGCUCUUGCGCGGAAUUGGUCAAGGGGCAACGGACAGGAAUCGGCCUGUUACCGUGCAUCCGGUCUCGCAGUCUGCUUUCGAGCCACCACGAGAGCAGCAUAGCACUGUCGGCCCCAGCGAGCCUUCGCGCACACUCUGGCGACCCCCGGCGCCCAGUGAGCCUCCGCGUGAACCUGCUGAGACGCAACGGGAGGAACCCGCAGCACUCUAUCGCGGCUACGGUACCUACCCGCCCCCCAUACCCGGUCCUCCACGCUACGGCCCCUCCACCCUGAACGACAUGGCACCGCGACGAAGCUUGGAUCAACUCAACAAUCGCGUAGUGGAGCAGUAUCAUGCGCCGCCCACCUCGGAUCCAAAUUCAAAGGAACGGCACCAGACUGAGCCACUCGCCCGAUCCUUCUCUUCGGGUGGAAGCUCGUAUCCAGGACGAUCCAUGUAUGGAAUGGGUGAGCCAAUGCAGCACUCCAAGUCGCACAUCGGCUUAGGUUUGGAGGAGAGCAGGAGAACAGGCCGCGCCUCUCCAUUACCGCAGGCCGUGCAGGGCGCGCAAGCACCACCCUUCAUGACCGGUAAAGAUCCUGGCAUCAAGAGCGAGUUCGGGCGCAUGUUCUCUGGUCUCGGCGGACUGGGAUCAUCGACGCCACUGCGUGGGAGCCCGUUGCCACAGAACAAUUCAGACGGACAGGAGCCUGGCGAGAUGAUGAGGAGAAUUAGCUCGCAGCAAGGGAGAAAACCGAAGCGGGUCAAGGAUGAGAGCAGUGUGUUUGAUGACGACAGCAAUGAUGGGAGAGGAACGCCUACAGGCAUACGAGGUGUCAAACGCAACAAGCACACUCACCCUCCUGGUCAUCACCAUCAUCAUGCGCCACAUCACCAUCACCACCAUCAUCACCACCACCACAAUGAAGAGUCAGCUCCAGUCACGUCGGCGACUAUCAACGGACGGCAAUCGAGCCUGCUCCAGAGCGGCCCAGCGCAGCCUGUGCACCACCACCAUCACGCUCAAAGUGCACCGCAUCAUCAUCAUCACCACCACACAGCUCGUGCUGCGCUGCUCACUGCAAAGCUUCCCCCCAAGGUCCACGACAUCCAGCCUGUUCUUGAGGAAGCUGCCAAGCUCCCACGCAGGCACCUUGGAUCUCACGUAUACGAAGCUACUACUGACUUGCCGAGACCGAACUCUUCGUUGGACGAUCAGUUUGGAUACGCAUCCAAACCCAAUCGGCUGCCCCGAUUCGAGGUAAAUCCCAUCAACUGCACCUUUACCAUUAGGGUGCCAAGGUUCUAUCUGAGGCCUCGACAGAGGCAGCACAUCGUUCUGGAGCGGCAUUUAUGGGGUGCGCGUGUGUACCGGGACGACUCUGAUCCGAUCGCUGCUGCUAUGCAUUCGGGUUGGAUUCGAGGAGAGUGGGACGAUACCGUCGAUGUCAGCAUGCUCGACCCACGCAUCACAGCCCCGAACGACCCAAGCGACGCCGAGGACACGCUGAACAAGCUACCGGCUGCUCCUGUCACACCUCCUGCAGACAUGGAUCUUCAGAUUGAGAUUCUUAUACUGCCGCAGAUGCAGGAGUACACUGGCUCUGUUGAAUACGGCAUCUCGAGCCGGCAAAGCAGAACACACGACGGCUUGAGCUUCAUGAUCAACAAGAUCAGAUGGGUCGAGGAAGGAGUCGGCAGUCGAGGGCAAGAGCGAACAGCAGCAGCGCUGAAGCGUAGGCUCGACGCAAGCGCAACGCUUCUUGCCCUUAUGAAUGGUGGAGAAGGCCCACACCGAGCGAACGGUAUGGCGAAGCUGCACGCCUGA
Messenger RNA from Ascochyta rabiei, 2730 nucleotides. RefSeq lists its product as uncharacterized. The record is from RefSeq and is a predicted model, not a curated record. The coding region runs from base 1 to 2730 and encodes 909 amino acids. The transcript has 2 exons. NCBI's taxonomy places the organism in Eukaryota, Fungi, Ascomycota, Dothideomycetes, Pleosporales, Didymellaceae.